This is a messenger RNA of Gekko japonicus, 534 nucleotides long. It is a transcript of the gene VSTM5, whose product is annotated as V-set and transmembrane domain containing 5. Lineage: Eukaryota; Metazoa; Chordata; Lepidosauria; Squamata; Gekkonidae. Gene Ontology annotation, biological process: filopodium assembly; positive regulation of excitatory synapse assembly. Bases 1 to 534 code for a protein of 177 amino acids. The record is from RefSeq and is a predicted model, not a curated record. Gene Ontology annotation, cellular component: dendrite; axon; plasma membrane. The transcript is spliced from 4 exons.
AUGAGGACUCUUGCCAGUCUGCUGUGGAUUGGGACCCUCUUCCUUGCCGUGGGGUGGACUCUCCAGAGAGAAGUUUCAUUGCACGUCUCGCAACCCAGUCUAAACGCCACAGUGGCAAAGAAUAUUUUGCUGUCGGUCGCCUAUACCUGCAAGGGGGUCCCCGUCAUCGAGUGGAAGCACACAGCCAAAUGGGGCACGACCAAAAUCGCCGAGUGGAAACCGGGGACUUACACCAACAUCUCCAGCAGUUACAGGGACAGAGUGAACGUUUACAGCAAUGGUUCUCUACAGAUUCUGAACGUGGCAAUGAGGGAUUCGGGCUACUACUUGGUCACAGUCACGGAAGAGUUUGGAACAACCAUCUACGGCACCAUUUUACUGAAUGUUUCUGAGAUCCGCUAUGAGGACUUGCACUUUGUGGCCGUCUUCUUUGCAUUCCUCACUGCUGUGUCCUCCAUCCUCAUCUGCCUCAUGUGGCUGUGCAACAAAUCCCUGCACCUGCUUCAGAAGGAGAGGCACCCGCUGACGGGUUAG